GCCACCACCACCAGCACAGCGGCAGCAGCAAACAUAACCCCGGUCCGAAACAAGCAAACCCCUCAUGCUCACCACCACUCCUCCCCUCUUCUCCGCCAUGGAGCACCACCACCACCACCAGCAGCAGCAUCUCAGGGAAGGGGCGGAGCUCCGGCUCCUCCUCCUCCCUGCCACGACGCCGGCCACGGCCACGCCCCGCGACGACGGAGCCGCCGCAGCCGCCACCUUGUUCGUCCCGGCGAGCCCCGGCGACCACCACCCACAGCUCGACCUGAGCCUGUCCAUCCGCAUUGGGCCGCCACCCACGCCCACGCCGCCGGUGGCGGUACUACUGGCUGGCCAGCAGAAGAAAGCAGCGGGCGUCGGCGGCGGCGGCGACCACGACCACGUGCAGUCGCUGAAGCAGCAGGCGGCGGAGCAGGCCCGGCUGGCGUCGGCGGAGCGCGCGUACGCGGAGCGCGUGAUGGAGCUGGCGCGGCGGGAGCUGGAGCUGGCGGAGCGGGAGUUCGCCCGCGCGCGCGCCAUCUGGGAGCGCGCCCGCGGCGAGGUGCAGAAGGUGGAGCGCAUGAAGGAGGUGGCCGCCGCCCGCCGCUUCGGCGCCGCCGCGCUCGAGAUCACCUGCCACGCUUGCAUGCAGCGCUUCCACUCCUAGGUCUGCCUGAUUAACUAAUCAACCUCGCCGUCGCCGUCGCCGUCGCCGUCGUCUCUCUCCAUCGAUCUCUCCUUAUUGGUAGCCACCUAGCAAGCACGUACGUACUCCUACGUACGUAGCAUGACGCGAUACGUACGUGCGAUUCGUACGUACUGCGUACGUAUAUACGUACGUACACCAAGCCUCGAUGCAUGGCGUAUACGUACGUCUACGUUGCUGGAUAUGGUUUUAAGUAAUUUAGCUAAAUCCGGGUGUCUAAUGUGUGUUAAUUAGUAAAUUAAUUCCGCUUGACACUGUACUGUGUGCUUUGACGUAAUUACGCGUUGUGCAGUCGAGCUGGCUAGCUACAGAAGUUUAUAUGGUGAAUGCUGCUGCUGCAUCUGUUGCUAACCUUCCAUUGCUCUUUUUUAUUAUUACGAGUGAAGUGGAC
Molecule: messenger RNA, 1082 nt
Organism: Oryza brachyantha (malo sina)
Lineage: Eukaryota; Viridiplantae; Streptophyta; Magnoliopsida; Poales; Poaceae
Product: protein indeterminate-domain 16-like
Exons: 1
Coding region: 65-652 (195 amino acids)
Biological process (GO): gravitropism
Cellular component (GO): nucleus
Source: RefSeq, a predicted model, not a curated record